Candoia aspera is the source of this 1780-nucleotide messenger RNA. It is a transcript of the gene TMEM150C, whose product is annotated as transmembrane protein 150C. Gene Ontology annotation, cellular component: plasma membrane. Lineage: Eukaryota; Metazoa; Chordata; Lepidosauria; Squamata; Candoiidae. The coding region runs from base 379 to 1377 and encodes 332 amino acids. The transcript has 8 exons. The record is from RefSeq and is a predicted model, not a curated record.
CUCUUGGCAGCUUUCAAAAGAAGACAAUAACGUCAUAAUACAAGAUAAAAGUACAAUACUUGUAAUUCCCUAAACACUAUCUCAAAAAGCUCUGUUUUCAGGUCUUUCUGGAAGGUGGACGCUGGGGCUAAGGUCAUUCCAGAGAGCCAACCCCUUAUGGAAAAACAACGCCUCCAGGCUUCAGCAUCCCAUCUCCUAAAAAUGGGUGAACAAAGUGGUUGGGCCAAUUCCAGUAGAGAAAUAUAGUCUGGCAGGUCACCCAAUGGUGAACAAUAAAGUUCUUUAUAGGUUAAAAGCAGCCCUGUAAAUUGCAUUUCAUUGUAUCUAUUUUCCACAUUGCAGCAUCCACCUCUCUUGUGGCUACCCACCCCAUUUUGGAUGGAGGAAGGUUACAGGUGCAAAAAGCUGUGGACCCACUUUCUCCUCAGGUUUAAUUUCAUCCUUGCACACUCAGACAAGAAGCAGUGCAAUUGGUGUGCCAGCUUUCCAGACUGCCUCGUGAUGGCCCACCUUGAACCCAAGCAGAGGGCAGAGAGGCCUAAAAAUGCCACUGAAGCCACAAGGGAUAAGUUGGUGCCAUCACGGCCUCAGCCAAACAGAAGGUCCGGCCGAUGCUUUCCAUGCAUGGAUGGGAAGAAAUGCAGUGUAUGGAUGUUCUUACCUCUUGUCUUGACAUUGUUUACCUCAGCAGGACUGUGGAUUGUAUAUUUUAUAGCAGUAGAGGACCACAAAAUUCGUCCACUAAAUGUGCCAGACAGCAAACCAAGUUCUUUAAAGCCGCCAUAUAUCAGUAUUGCAGGUGAUGUCGCUCCUGCUAGCUGUGUAUUUAGCCAAGUCAUGAACAUGGCAGCAUUUCUAGCACUGGUUGUGGCUGUCCUCCGCUUCAUUCAGCUAAAGCCAAAGGUUUUAACCCCAUGGCUCAAUGUCAGUGGCUUGGUGGCCUUAUGCUUGGCUUCUUUUGGAAUGACCCUGCUGGGCAACUUCCAGCUUUCCAGUGAUGAAGAAAUACACAAUGUUGGCACAUCUUUGGCCUUUGGUUUCGGCACCCUGGCCUGUUGGAUUCAGUCUGCGCUAACCCUCAAAAUCGACUUGAAGAAUGAAGGUAGAAAAGUUGGAAUCCCACGGGUUGUCUUGUCAGCAGCGAUAACCCUCUGCCUAGUCCUUUAUUUCAUUUUGAUGAACGAGUUUAAGUUCCACAUGCAUGCAUCGAGGGUACAGUGGGGAAUGGUGAUGUGCUUCCUAUGCUUCUUUGGAUCCUUCGCUGUGGAAUUCAGACACUACCAGUUUGAGAUCAUUUGCUCCGAGUAUCAAGAGAAUUUCCUCAGCUUUUCUGAAAGCCUCUCUGAAGCUUCUGAGUAUCAGACAGAUCAGGUGUAGCCUAACCCCACGUUGACCAGGCAGAGGAUGCUUGCUGCUGAAUGACUGAACUCACGGCCCCUUUUGUUUACCGUGUUUUAACGUUUGUUGCUAAGUUGUCUCUGCAGUCACCCAAGCUUUCUUCCGAAGAAAGAGCAAGAUGCCUCUUUGCGUGGACGUGCGAAACAUUUCAAACUGAAUCGCUUUCAAUUUGAGCAUGGAGCGUCCUGCCUCAAAUACAGAACGGCUGUUCUAAGUGCAAAGCGGGAUGCUGUCAAACAUCCUGCAAGUCUCCUGCAAGGCUGAGCGUUGCUGGUGCAUCUUCCCCAAUGCUCAAAACAGCCCACUUCUUGCUUAGAACAGUUGUUGCACAUUCAGGACAGGGUGCUUUGUAUGCGAAAUGGAUCAGUUUGAAACAUUUUGC